Penicillium olsonii is the source of this 2097-nucleotide messenger RNA. The record is from the annotation of a GenBank genome assembly. Lineage: Eukaryota; Fungi; Ascomycota; Eurotiomycetes; Eurotiales; Aspergillaceae.
AUGGCCACAGAAUCCUCGAAACCAAAGCCCCCGCCGCGUGAAGUGGGAUGGACAUUGCAACACCGGAGCUGCCAUGAUUGCAACCGCCGAAAGGUUCGGUGCAAUAGGGAGUACCCCUGCGAUAAUUGUGUCAGGUUGGGGAUAGAGUGCACGUUUCCGCCACCAGGGCGUAGACCCCGGGCAACAGUCAAAAAGCCAUCCCGCAAGUCGCAGUUACUCUCACGAUUGAGCCUUUUGGAAGAAGAGGUUCAGAAACUCGGGGGACACAGUCAACCCCAACCUCCCUCUCCGGGUUUGCCAGAACAGCAAUGUGGGCACCAGGACUCGCAAAACAUCCUGAAUGUGCAAUCCUGGCUAGCUGGGAACUUGCCCGCGGAUCAGUCAAUGCAACCGGAGCAAUAUGAACCUGAAACGCGUGGGGACACCCAGCCGCCACACCAGACCUCUACAACACUGAGUGAUGAAUUUGGACGCCUGGUCCUGGACCAAAACAAUGGGACCAGUCGGUAUGUCAAUCGCCGGGCUCUAACGGAGCUCGCAGAUCAGGUCAAAGAUAUUCGAGACUUAUUCGAUGGGUUAUCUUCACCUUCACCGUCCGGAGAUGAUGCAUCUACGUCUGGCUCAGCAGAAGAAGGGCAAAAUGAAACCCCUUUUAUAUUCGGUUAUCGUUCAUUGGCAUCUUCACUACGUAGCUACCACCCACCCCAGAAGGCCAGCCAUAUUCUUUUACGUGCCUACGAGGAGAAUGUCGCACCUAUAUUACGGAUCAUUCAUAGUACCGCGUUACGAGAGUUGAUUGAACUUGCGAUCACGAAGCCAAAUGAAAUGGACAAAGGCUCUGAGGCUUUGAUGUUUGCGGUCUACUUUGCUGCAUCCUCAAGUAUGACAAAAGCAGAGUGCCUUUCACAGUUGGGGGAAACCCAUUCUUCCUUGACCAAAAGAUUUCGAUUUUGUGUUGAGCAAGCAUUGGCGCGAGCUGGAUUCCUUCAUACCCGCAAAUUGAUAGUCGUACAGGCUGCAGUGCUGUUCCUCAGCUGCGCUUCUCAUCCCAAGGAUACUCACUUCGUCUGGACCAUGAUUGCUGCGGUCACUCGCCUGGGUCUCGGGCUAGGCCUCCAUCGCGAUGGGGGCCAUUUCGAGUUAGGCCCAUACGAAACGGAAAUGCGCCGGCGGACCUGGUGGUACAUUUAUCUUCUGGACGUGCGGACAUCUGAAUCCCAAGCAACCAGCCAUCAGAUUCGACAAGGAGACUACAACACACUGCUACCAUUGAAUAUUAACGAUGACGACCUAUCACCUGAUAUGACUGAGACUCCACGGGAACGAUGCGGGUUUACCGACAUGACAUUGACUCUUGUCCGAUGUCAAAUACUCCUUUCACAUCGGAAAAUCAUGCAAAGAAACGACCCGGCGACCGGCUCCCAGUACGAGAUACUUCAAAGCCGCCUGCUUGCGAUCAACGAGUGCCGACAGACUCUCGACGAGCAAUACAUUCGAUACUGUGACCUCGCUAUUCCAAUUCACUGGGUAACCGCAACCAUCGCACGUGUCGCACUCGCGCGUCUGUGGCUUACGUCGCACUUCUCACUCAUGACCGCCGAAGGGUUCCAGCCAGACCUCUGGCCCGAACAAUGCGAUAUUCUCAUUUUAACCGCGAUUGAAGUCCUGGAAUUCGUGUAUCUCCUCGAAACCCACGAAAACACCACCAAGUGGUCUUGGUUGUUCCAGGGAUACGUUCAAUGGCAAUCUUUCGCGUUUGUCUUGUCGGAACUCUGCGUGCGCCCAAUCUCUCCGCUCUCUGACCGUGCCUGGAUAGCCGUGAAUCGGGUAUAUGAUUGGUGGAACGGGCCCGAAGCAUACGGCCCCGGGUUGAUGAUGCGAUCGUUAGGACGUCUGAAGGAUCGCGCUGCUGCUGCGCGAGCCAGCGAAGUCGUCCAAUCGCCGCUGGCUCUCCCUAUUGAGGACGGUCUGAGCGAUGCAUACAUUGAGAGGGCCGACAUGGGGAAACACCCGCAACAGCUCGCCGAGAAUUUACCGGCUAUCGACACCGCAUCCCUCGAUAUCUUCAGGGGCGUAGUUCACGACAUGGGUAUAUAG